Pipra filicauda (Wire-tailed manakin) is the source of this 987-nucleotide messenger RNA. RefSeq names its product transmembrane protein 35A (gene TMEM35A). The record is from RefSeq and is a predicted model, not a curated record. Gene Ontology annotation, molecular function: acetylcholine receptor regulator activity. Bases 333 to 839 code for a protein of 168 amino acids. Gene Ontology annotation, cellular component: endoplasmic reticulum. The transcript has 2 exons. Gene Ontology annotation, biological process: chaperone-mediated protein complex assembly; positive regulation of protein localization to cell surface. Lineage: Eukaryota; Metazoa; Chordata; Aves; Passeriformes; Pipridae.
CUAGUGAGCAACUGUGCUCUGCCUUUGGCUGCAGUCCCACAUCCCUAGAACUGGCUCAGUUUUGGCUUUCUGUGGGCGAUUUAUGGAACAUGCAAGGAAACAGAGGAUGACUUGCUGGCAGGAGCGCUCCAGGUGCUGGAGCUGCCUUGGCUCCGGCUGCAGGGCAUUAGGACCCAGGGGUUGCCGAGUGGAGGAGGCUGAAUUCCCUCCCGCUGUCAUCCUCCUGCCUCUGCAGCUUUAUCCCUACAGCCUUCAAUGGUGACGGACUCCCUCCCACCCGGGCUGGCAGCCAGAGCCAGAAGGCCUCGCUAGGACCGGAUCCCUGCAGCUCUAUGGCAUCUCCCAGGACUAUCACCAUCGUCGCCCUCUCGGUGGCCCUGGGGCUCUUCUUCGUCUUUAUGGGGACCAUCAAACUGACCCCUCGGCUCAGCAGAGAUGCCUACAACGAGAUGAAACGAGCCUACAAAAGCUACGUGCGGGCCCUGCCCAUGCUGAAGAAGAUGGGAGUCAGCUCCAUCCUCCUCCGCAAGACCAUCGGCGCCCUGGAAGUGGCGUGUGGCAUUGUCAUGACACUGGUGCCUGGUCGCCCCAAAGACGUGGCCAACUUUCUCCUGCUCCUCCUCGUGCUGGCUGUGCUCUUCUUCCACCAGCUCGUGGGGGACCCCCUCAAGCGCUACGCCCACGCCCUGGUGUUUGGGAUCCUGCUCACCUGCCGCCUGCUCAUCGCCCGCCAGCCCGAGGAGCUGCCGCCCGAGAAGAGGAUGCUGUCGGUGAACGGGGAUGAGCAGCCACUCAUCCACGAAGCAGCUCCCGAGAAAGGCAAGAUGAAGGUAUCCUAGUUGAGUGCAUGUGAGAAACACGGACCCUCGAGGCAGCUCUCUCCAAAAUCACCCGGAAAAAUUUGGUUUUUAUUUUAAACCUAUUUGCGUUUUUUUUUUUUUUUUUGUCUGUCUAAAUAAAGUUGCACUUGGGGUCUGAGAGAUACAA